AUGAACACGGAUACUUUUUCAGGUAAGUUUGAUUACUUCAUUUUGCAUAUCAAGGAUAUAUCACUUCAUUGUGACAGCAUUAAAUCAUUCAUCAUUCAUCAAAAACAACGAACAAUGAUGCGAGAUCCAAUUUCACCUGAAGAGAAGUUAGCUGUCACUUUGCGAUUCCUUGCAACUGGUGAAAGUUACGAAAGUUUGAUGUAUCAAUUUCGAAUUCAUAAAACAACUAUCUCUCAGUUCAUACUAACUGUUUGCCAAGAAAUUUAUUUGUCUUUCAAGGAUCAAUACUUACAUCUACCUAACACCAAAGAGGAAUGGAUGGCGCAAGAGGAAAAGAUUCGAACGCGUUGGCAAUUUCCAAAUUGCAUUGGUGCUGCUGAUGGGAAACACAUAUCUAUUCUACAUCCUAAGGAUUCUGGGUCAGAAUUCUAUAAUUAUAAAGGAUUCUUUUCAAUUGGAAGAAUAAGCGACGGCGGUGUUUAUAGAAACAGCUAUUUUUACAAAGCUUUAGAAAAUGGUGACUUAAAUCUUCCAGAUUGUAAGCCCCUGCCACAGUUUCCUGAUCCAAACUGGGCUUAUGAUCAGAACAACGAGCCUAUUCCUUACGUCUUUGUUGGAGAUGAUGCGUUUCCAUUAACCAACAACUGCAUGAAACCUUUCGCACAAAGGAAACUUACACCGAGAAAUAGAAUAUUCAAUUACCGUUUGUCACGAUUUCGCCGCAUUAGUGAAAACGCGUUUGGAAUAUGGGUGAACCGUUUCAGAGUAUUCUCCACCAAGCUCAUGCUAAGUCCUGAAAAAGCAACUAUCAUUACGCUUGCCUCACACGUUUUGCACAAUAUGUUACGAGAUUUGUCGAAAGAGAGUUAUACACCUCAAUGGUUCAUCGAUUUUGAAUGCGAAAACGGAGAAGUUGAACUUGGGCGCUGGAGAGAAGGAAGCUACACCGAAUCCAUUAUUCAGAAAUUGCCAGUGAACAGAAGUAAUAGAGCGACCAACUCAGCUGAGUAUAUCAGAGAAGUGUUCGCAGACCACUUUUAUGGAUCAGGACAAAUACCAUGGCAAUGGAAUCAGCUAUAA
This is a messenger RNA of Hydractinia symbiolongicarpus, 1080 nucleotides long. RefSeq lists its product as uncharacterized. NCBI's taxonomy places the organism in Eukaryota, Metazoa, Cnidaria, Hydrozoa, Anthoathecata, Hydractiniidae. The transcript is spliced from 2 exons. Bases 1 to 1080 code for a protein of 359 amino acids. The record is from RefSeq and is a predicted model, not a curated record.